Molecule: messenger RNA, 387 nt
Organism: Caenorhabditis briggsae
Lineage: Eukaryota; Metazoa; Nematoda; Chromadorea; Rhabditida; Rhabditidae
Exons: 2
Coding region: 1-387 (128 amino acids)
Source: RefSeq, a predicted model, not a curated record
AUGGCUAUAAAAGGAAACGAAUUCGACAGAAAGAUCAGUUUACUUCUUCUGAAGACCAACGUCCCAACUGCUCCCGAACAACUCUCGCACCAAAUGUCCGAACUACCAAAUGCUGGAAAGAAGACUGCUGGACCCACUGGAAAGGCCAAUACUCCUCGAGUCAUGGAAGUCAGUGGCAAGAUGAUGGCACCGACGAGGCAUGACGUAUUAGAAUGCAGUAAGGCAACAAGGUCAAAAGAGUAUUCUCACCCACCACAUAUGGUAACCCCACGUUGCCACAACUCAUUAUCGCGAAAAGAACUUUGUACUAAUCACUUUAUCACAAAUUUCAACCAUCACGAGUCCGUACCUCAUCACACUAAUAUUGCAGCACCGAUUACACAAUAA